CUUCGAGGUUUUCUCUUGAACUUGCCUUCUUGUCGUUAACACACACAGGCCGUAGCAUUAAUAUUUUAAUUUUAACGUUGGCUUGUUUGCCUGUGCAUUGAAGUGAAAAGUGAUAUAAAAACAACAACAAAUAAAAAGAUAAAGAUAUGAGUGAUUAUAAGUAUAUGAGCGGUUUUGGAUCGCAUUUUUCUUCGGAAGAUCCCCGAUACCCAAACGCUUUACCUAAAGCUCAGAAUACUCCGCAAAAAUGCCCAUACGGCUUGUACGCUGAGCAAUUGUCUGGCACUGCUUUUACAGCACCGCGUAAAGAAAAUGUACGCACUUGGUUUUACAGGGUUCAUCCGAGUGCUAAACAUUUACCGUUCCAACCAUAUAUGUUUAAUCGUUACUUAACUCAUGAUUGGGACGAACAGAUCCCUAACCCGAAUCAGAUGCGCUGGAAGCCGUUCGAUAUUCCUACGGGUGAGAAAAAGAAUUUCGUUAAGGGUUUACACACAAUCUGUGGUGCGGGUGACAUACGCUGCCGCCACGGACUGGCUAUACAUGUUUAUCUUUGCAAUGAAUCGAUGGAAAAUGCUGCUUUUUAUAACAGUGAUGGCGACUUUUUAAUAGUGCCACAACAAGGAGUGUUGGAUAUCACAACUGAGUUUGGCAAAAUUAAGGUGUCGCCUAAUGAGAUAUGUGUUAUACCACAAGGAGUUCGGUUUGCGGUGAACGUGUCAGGUCCUACCAGGGGCUACAUAUUGGAAGUCUAUGACAAUCACUUCCAAUUGCCUGACUUAGGACCGAUCGGCGCUAAUGGUUUAGCCAAUCCUAGAGAUUUUGAAACUCCGGUCGCUUGGUUUGAAGAUCGCAAUGUAAAUGGUUUCGAAAUGAUAUCCAAAUAUCAAGGUCGCUUGUUUGUGGCCAAACAAAAUCAUUCACCAUUCGAUGUUGUCGCUUGGCAUGGAAAUUAUGUACCCUAUAAAUAUAAUUUAUCUAAAUUUAUGGUCAUCAAUUCGGUGAGCUAUGAUCAUUGCGAUCCUAGCAUAUUCACCGUAUUGACUUGUCCUAGUUUACGCUAUGGUACGGCCAUAGCCGAUUUUGUAAUAUUUCCUCCAAGAUGGUCGGUCCAAGAACAUACAUUUAGACCGCCAUACUAUCAUCGCAAUUGUAUGAGUGAAUUUAUGGGUUUGAUUUUGGGUAAAUAUGAAGCCAAAGAAGAUGGCUUUAUGCCUGGUGGAGCCACCUUGCAUUCAAUGAUGACACCACACGGUCCCGAUUAUACUUGCUUUGAAACGGCUUCAAAGGCUAAAUUGGCUCCAGAACGCGUAGCCGAGGGUACUCAGGCUUUUAUGUUCGAAUCAUCUCUUAGCAUGGCCGUGACACAAUGGGGAGAGAAAACUUGCCAAAAAUUAGAUGAAAAAUACUAUGAAUGCUGGCAAGCUUUAAAGAACAAUUUUAAAUUAACAAAUUGAACGAAUACGAUGAUCGGAUUAGUUUGGAGAUUAUAUAUUUUAACUGAGAGCAGUUAUAUAAUUUUUUGUCUAAAUUUUAUCUUCUAUUUUAUACGCAUUCUAUUAUCGAAAGCAUAUACACAAGAUAUGUUAUGGAGUAUUUUUUGCAUAAUCUUUGCUUUUGUUUAUUUCUUAUAUACGCACAAUUAUGUUAUUGCUCACUAAAUAAAAUCAUUGUUUAUUGAA
Messenger RNA from Glossina fuscipes, 1682 nucleotides. It is a transcript of the gene hgo, whose product is annotated as homogentisate 1,2-dioxygenase. The record is from RefSeq and is a predicted model, not a curated record. Gene Ontology annotation, biological process: L-phenylalanine catabolic process. Gene Ontology annotation, molecular function: homogentisate 1,2-dioxygenase activity. Lineage: Eukaryota; Metazoa; Arthropoda; Insecta; Diptera; Glossinidae. The transcript is spliced from 7 exons. Gene Ontology annotation, cellular component: cytoplasm. Bases 147 to 1457 code for a protein of 436 amino acids.